Metarhizium acridum CQMa 102 is the source of this 435-nucleotide messenger RNA. RefSeq lists its product as uncharacterized. Lineage: Eukaryota; Fungi; Ascomycota; Sordariomycetes; Hypocreales; Clavicipitaceae. The record is from RefSeq and is a predicted model, not a curated record.
AUGUCUCGCGUCACCCAAUCCAACGCAUUAGCCUCUACGCCCAAGCUGGAACCUAGCAACGAACCCACCACUAGGGAUUACCGCAUGGAGUCCAAGGAACGGGAGCUUAAUAUCCUAUUAAAGCGCCCAAUAACUUCCGCGACCCAAGACGCUGAGGAAGCUGACCUGGAUGCUAAGCUUAAAGUCGCAGCGAAGCGAUUGCGUCUCCUGAAAAAACGACGCCAACUAGCGGACCUUACAAGGGAGCUUAAGGCUGAAGAAAGGGGCGUUACGCAAGAAGGUCCUCGACUUUCUGCCGGACCCUCUGCGACUCCCCAGCUAAGCCUUGAGUUAGCAGCGAGCCAGCUACGCUCUAGCAUGUUUGAGGCACAGUUUAGAACUCCUAUCUAUAAAGGAGAUACCCACGGAGCCUUAAAAUCUUCCUCAUGGAUUUAA